Messenger RNA from Acytostelium subglobosum LB1, 2460 nucleotides. RefSeq lists its product as hypothetical. The record is from RefSeq and is a predicted model, not a curated record. Gene Ontology annotation, molecular function: transcription cis-regulatory region binding; RNA binding. Gene Ontology annotation, cellular component: nucleus. NCBI's taxonomy places the organism in Eukaryota, Evosea, Eumycetozoa, Acytosteliales, Acytosteliaceae. Gene Ontology annotation, biological process: regulation of transcription by RNA polymerase II. The transcript is spliced from 4 exons. Bases 1 to 2460 code for a protein of 819 amino acids.
AUGAACACCGAGUCAACUACUUUCAAUUGUGACACAUCUGAUGAGGAUGUCACAUUGAUUCACAACAGCAGUAGCAGUGGUAGCAGCAGCUGUAUCACAGGUGUUAGAAGCAGGAGUGGCAGUGGAAGUGGAGCUGGAGAUGAUCAGCGACUACUACCAAACAACAAUAGGGAUGCAUUGACACUGUCCAAUUGCAGUUCUACAGCUGCUUCCACUUCGACCUCGACCACGCCUACACUCUCCCCCGCGUUGCCCUUUGACGAGUUACCCCAACUAUCACAGUCCGAGAGCGAUGACCUCGUUCGCAGUCAAUUUGAUAUAAGAAACGUAAAGCCACAUGCGAUUGAUCAAUAUAUGAUACUAUACACAGAUCAGAGCUCAAAACAUGUGGAGAAGAAGGAUCUGUUCAUCAGUAACCUGAGAACAACCAUCAAUUCCACACAAUUCUAUUCGCUCAUCAAGAAGUAUAAGCCAAUCAGCUAUCAGUUCAGAGUUGAUGAGGCCACGGGCAAGUCAUGUGGAUAUGGCUUCGCCUCGUUUAAGACUGAGGAAGAGGCAAAGGUAGCCAAAGUCAGCUUACACAUGUCCAAACUACUACAGAAUGACCUAAGAGUAUACUGGGCAAUACCAAUAAGCACUCUCUACAUCACAAACCUCGAUCCAUCCAUCCCCAAGGACCAGAUACUAAAGGCCUUCUCCGUCUAUGGAGAACUUGAGCCAAAGGAGUGUCUGUUCUUUGACAGAUACGCCUUUAUUCGCUUCCGGGAGCGGCACUGUGCCGAAGCGGCCUUGGCCAAUCUGUCAGCUACCAAUCUUGGCUUUAGGAAGAUCAAGAUCAGCUGGAGCGACUCUUGUGAUCAGAUGACCAGUGUCCACUUGUCAUUCGAUCCUCAACAGGCAAGGCCAGGACUACACAAGCAGAUAUUCACCAAGUGCAAGGAGUUUGGCAAGAUCAAUCACUAUAACAUCCCAAGGAAUGACAAGGACCAGUACGAGGGCUACGGGUUUGUUCACUUUAAGGACAGCAUCAAGGGUGAGCAAGCAAGCGAGCUGGCUAUCGACUUCUUCAACAACAAUGAGUUUCAUGGCAUCAGGAUCAUGUGCACAUUCUCAAAAAAGAAGAUAGGUAUGGCGCCCAUUCGUCUUCCACGACACAGGUCACAGGGUGGUGACCACCAUUCUUCUCCUGCUUUGUCUGCAUCCAGUCCAAUACCUACAUUGCCAGCACUGGGUGAUGUCCAGCCGUCAUACACCUUCACCAACACGUCGAUAUCUACCGCAGGCCCUCCAGUAUUCUUCGAUGCAUCUCCAUUCACUGCUGCGACCGAUUCCAUUAUCUCAAAAGAUGAUGCAAUCUGGCAAAUGAAGAAUCUAUCUGUGACGGCUCCAGAGUAUAAUUCACAACUUGGGCAACAGCAACAACAACAACAUCAUCAACCAUCUCGACAGCAUUCUCUACAACCCAAGCAGCACCAACAGCUUUCAAAGCCAAUAGAUAACUUUGGCUUCAUACAACAACCAUCGACCACGUAUCGAACACUUAACAACAUUACUCCACCACCACCAAAACAGCAACAACAACAACAAAUUUACCAACACCAAAGACAGCAGCAGUCGCAUAAACAGCCUCAGCCGCAACAACACCAUCAACACUCUUUCCAGACAGCCCAACCGCUGUUUGGACAGGAGUAUUCACAGAUAAAUACAUCCCCAACCAAUGUAUUUAGUAAUGAGAUCACAUCAAUUCAGCACAGGUCAUCCCCAAGGAUUGACCUCGGCACCUCCACAACCUCUUCUUCCCCUCGACAGCAACCACCACCACAGCAUCAACAAAGAUAUAGCUAUGUUGGAAAUGACUAUUUACCCGUGCAGCAUCAUCAACAGAAGAACACCCAUAGUGUUGACAACAUUGUCAUUGAUAUCAAUGAGCUACCUUCCUCAUCAUUGCAGUACAUAACAUCAUCACGGGAGGCUCAAGGUGAUGUGUUCUCGUUGAGUUCAUCAUGGUACAUUCCUUCUAAAUCGACCUCUCUUGGUGGAAUAGAUUCGUGGCUGUCUCACUCCUAUGACUCAUUCAUUUCCAACACCGAGACUACAAACAACAACAACAACAACAACAACAACAACAACAACAACAACAAUAAUAAUAACAACAACAAUAACAACGACAACAUUCUUCCAUUCCUAACGUCAGCUUCGCCAUCACCUUCAUCCACACCACCAUGGCAACCUGCCCAGGACGAGUUUUAUCAUGAGCAACACCAACAACAACACCAAGGUCGCCCCAAGCAAAUGACUCAAAUUAGUCACUAUGGCCAACAACAACAACAACAAAGAACGUUCUCUCGGACGUCAAAUAUCACUGUGGGCUCCCCUUCAUCACUCCAUCAGCAUCAACAUCAACAGCAUGGCACGAUUGAUAUGCCCUCGCAUUACUCUAUCAAACCUCCAUCUCAGUAA